This is a messenger RNA of Letharia columbiana, 399 nucleotides long. RefSeq lists its product as uncharacterized. The transcript is spliced from 2 exons. The coding region runs from base 1 to 399 and encodes 132 amino acids. Lineage: Eukaryota; Fungi; Ascomycota; Lecanoromycetes; Lecanorales; Parmeliaceae. The record is from RefSeq and is a predicted model, not a curated record.
AUGACAUACCAGGAUGCCGACUACAACCCAAAGGGUAGUGCAAAGACUACAACGGCUAAGGCAGCUUCAACACAAGCAGCACCUCUCGAAACCUCAACCUCACGCACUGGUGUCGGGCAAACACCACUACAGCAAAUAUUCGAGUCAGCUGUCGACCGAUCACGAAAGAUUGAAAACCCUGCGCUCGGUAUCGCUUUUAAGCAGCUACAUGAGGCGAGCCUGCGGAACAGUGUAAACGACCAUCAUGAAGCUGUGCUCUUUCAGAAGCCAGCGUUGCAACCAAUUGUCGCACUUCAGAGCUAUCUCAAAGCCGGGAAGAAGCAGAUCAGAGCUUAUAACAAGCCAGACUCUGCAGAGUUACAGCGAAUUGCCGCUUCAUUUGAAAGACAGGCGUUCUGA